This is a messenger RNA of Opisthorchis viverrini, 2487 nucleotides long. RefSeq lists its product as hypothetical. The transcript has 3 exons. NCBI's taxonomy places the organism in Eukaryota, Metazoa, Platyhelminthes, Trematoda, Opisthorchiida, Opisthorchiidae. The record is from RefSeq and is a predicted model, not a curated record. Bases 1 to 2487 code for a protein of 828 amino acids.
AUGUGCUCACCAGGCUCUAUGGACUUGGAGACGCAUAUUGCCUCGAAUAUCCCCUGGCCCGCUCUUUCAUCCAAAUUGCGAACUUUAUUGAGUGAUGAUCCAAAAGAGUAUGACAAUAAAAUUUUGGCUUACAGUUUACAAAACCAACUUCGCUACAGAGGAAAUAUUGUCCAACAGGCAAGAUAUUCAGGGCGCGAAAAAUAUUACUAUGAAAAGCUAGUUGCUUACAGCCGGCAAGAAUAUCUGCUCUACCCCUACCAUCUUCAAGACAAAAUUGUCCCAGGCCUACGCAUUACUCCAUUCACCUACUAUCGUGAUAUGUUAAUUCAACUGGUUCGAGCUGAGCGUUCCUACGACAGUUUGCCAAACUUUACCGCCGCCGAUUGUCUCCGUCUCUUGGGUAUCGGGCGAAACCAGUACAUUGAUAUUGUCAAUACGUACAAGAGCUUCUUGACCACAGCCGGACCUGAUGAAGAUAACAAUUUGUAUGAAAUUCUAUACGAUAUUUUACCGUGUGAACCCGUGGCCCACAUUCAUUUCGAACCGUGGUAUAUUGUACACGUGGGUGCGGUCCUUAUGGAGGAUAUGGAACAGUCUACAGAAGCGGAAAAAGACCUGAUUGACCGCAUCAUCGAUUCGGCACGUCUUCUCAACGCUAAUGGUGCCUCUGGUUUGCCAGUUGCUGAUAUGGAUGAUUCUGUGUUGCAGCAGUUACAUCGUCGUGGCCUGGUUUACAUUGAUGUUCCAAUUCAGGAAGACGAUUGUAUCGGCGUCCCCACAUUGGAAGGAUUUGUCAUGAACCGCGUGAACGGCGACAGCCGGGAGAAUUUACUGUACAAGAUAUUUGUCAGUGCAGAUGAGAAGAUCACAAUCAAAGAGUUGGCAGAGUGCUUACAAAUAGAUGUGAAUUUGGUGGCUCAGGCUGCGUCGGUGUUUUGCAGGCUUGGUUUCGCCUACAAACGGACAGCAGUGGGGAACUUGAAUGUUUCGACACUGACAUCAGAUGAGGACAAGUCAUCGUUCCCAUCUCCAGCUCUUACUUCACACCCGAAUCCAUCACCAAACUACGAAUCAAACAUGUACACUGCCUCGCCUGAUGGCGCGCGACCUCCCAAGAAGAAACUUGCACUCAUAUUUGACUCCACAGUGACUGCUUACCUGAUGAUGGGCAACUUAUCGACGGGACUCAAACCACACGCAGUCACCAUGUAUGAAGUAGGGAAGUUGUCGGACGACGCACUGGAGUCGUUUCUUGUAGAGUUAGAUAACCUCUCUUCAAUUGAUGAGGGCGAGGCCAAACUGUAUUAUGAGCACGCCGUUAAUUUACGCGAAGCCAUUCACUUCUUACGUGCACAAUCUAAGCUGGAUUCAACGGACUUUUACGGUGUAGAUUUGAUCCGUGUUGGUUCUCUCUUGAGUUUAUGUCCGGCUACACGAAUACGGAUUCUGGAAAAGCACUACAACCUCAUUGUUAGUUUGAGCCCUUUGACGUAUGAGGAUCGACAAGCAUCAAACGCCUCUUGGCCGGUUCAUAUUGGCCCACCAGUACCAGAAGCCAAUUCACCGUGGUUUCGCCUGUUUGCAUCCUACUUGGCCGGGCAUACGCAGGAAACUGCGGGGAACCCGCGUCCUUCGGAAGAUGUAUUGCCCGUACUACUGUUACCCCGUGGGUCUCGGCUAAAUCGAUUACCCGAGUGUUUCAGUCCGAUAUCAAGAUUUAUGCUCAUUGCGUGGGGUCAUGACCCAAUUUUGGUGAAUGCAAAUAUUCUGCUGAACUCAGUGAACGAUAUGCUUUUAUCGUCUACAGUGCUUGUCCAGGCAUGCGAUAUAUACACGGAAGACUUGAAACUUUAUCAACGUUUCAUUCCACUUCCCCUAUCCAAACAUAUCAUAUACUCACAAAACGAUUCUUCCCCUGUACCUGCUUUUGUUCGUCGGCUAUCCAAGCACUUGGACUUAUGUUCACUCACAGGCUACAUAACUGUGCUCGCCCCAUCUUCAUGUGAACCAGGUCAAGCACAAGAAACCGAUGACUCCUUUGACUCGUUUUCCGAUCCCACAAUUCCACCUAGCAUGCUUCAAAACGACCAAGAACCGGCACAUUCUCAUCCCUAUUGUGUCCUAUCCGAGUCUGAACUGAUCGAGCUUGUAAAAAAUGCGUUACCUGUCUACUUUAUCACAUUAAACUUGGGUUUACCUAUUUUCAGUGGCUCCCUUCUACGUGCGGUUUGUGCACAAAUGACUGAAUCGUCUGUCACGAGCGCUCUCUCGGUAUCUCAUCGACCUCUUCUCAAGGCGGCUAACACAGUUCUUGUUUCUCGACUUAAUCAGUUCUUACGUACAGUCUGCAAAGCCGAAUGGCCGGCUGAGAGUUCGACAGUGAAAAAUGGGACGACAUCCACUGCCGUUGAUCAGUUGCCAGGCCCAUGGCCGUUGCCCACUCGACGUUUGCUUUGUAUUGGUGGCCAGAUGACCACAUCAGUCUGA